Messenger RNA from Brassica napus (rape), 618 nucleotides. RefSeq lists its product as uncharacterized. NCBI's taxonomy places the organism in Eukaryota, Viridiplantae, Streptophyta, Magnoliopsida, Brassicales, Brassicaceae. The transcript has 3 exons. Bases 184 to 393 code for a protein of 69 amino acids. The record is from RefSeq and is a predicted model, not a curated record.
CAAGUUUAAGCAGUAGGCCCAAUAAAGCUUAUCUCUAGCCCAAUAUCAAUUUCCCAAAGAGCAAAUCGCCGGUUUCAUAGACCUCCGCGACUCGGGUGUAUCAAUCCCCAAUCCUGAAUACCCAAAUGCUUAACUGAGUCAACUCGACCGCCUCACAUCCCAACGAAAGACGCUAGUUUUGGAAUGGCACCAUCACGUAACGUCAUUGUAGCCACGGGUCUGGUUGUUUUCGCAUCUGCAGGCUUAGCUUUCCCCUUUUACAUGGCAUCGUCAAAGAAACCAGUGAUUGAUCCAACAAAACCGCUACCUCCUCAAGCAACUUUUAGAGGACCUUACAUCAACACUGGUUCUCGCGAUGUUGGUCCUGACCAUCGAACCUACCCAAAGAAAUAAUCCUCAUCGAGUCAAGACACACAAACUGUAAUCAUGAGUUUUCAUUGGGUCCCUUAAACACAAGAAGUCCAGUCUAGCCAUUGAGAUGGUUUUGAUUAAUAGCUCGAGGAUUUGAAUAUAGUAUAAUGUCACCAUAAACCAUUUUCAUCAUUGCGAUUUUGAGUUUGCUUGAAUACGUUAUUUUGUAUUAUGUUAUUGAAGUUCGAACAAGCCACCUUUUAUCUA